AUGGCUGAGCGGUGGGCCGUCGAGGCCUCAGCCAGGGAAGCCGCCUUUUACGUCUUGAAGUUCCUGUCCGAGUUUUUGCUGCACGGAGCUUCCGAGGACGAGGACGCGUACUUGAGACGGGACGACUGCAACGUCAACCGGCCGAGGGUCAUGUACAUGGCGGCGUUGGUCGUGUGGUGUUAUGGGAUUGCGGUGGAUGCACCGAUCCUGUUGCCGCCCGCUCUGGCGACGGCGGCUGAGCAACGCCGCGAUAUGCUCGAGUUCCUGGGGCGCGUGGGCGGCGUGCGAUCGCUUAUGAUCUACAGGGGAUGCGACGGCGCAAUCGGUGUCUAG
Molecule: messenger RNA, 333 nt
Organism: Metarhizium robertsii ARSEF 23
Lineage: Eukaryota; Fungi; Ascomycota; Sordariomycetes; Hypocreales; Clavicipitaceae
Product: Ribonuclease H-like protein
Exons: 1
Coding region: 1-333 (110 amino acids)
Source: RefSeq, a predicted model, not a curated record